Messenger RNA from Sorex araneus (European shrew), 1125 nucleotides. RefSeq names its product hyaluronidase PH-20-like. Gene Ontology annotation, biological process: hyaluronan catabolic process; carbohydrate metabolic process. The transcript has 3 exons. Lineage: Eukaryota; Metazoa; Chordata; Mammalia; Eulipotyphla; Soricidae. The record is from RefSeq and is a predicted model, not a curated record. The coding region runs from base 1 to 1125 and encodes 374 amino acids. Gene Ontology annotation, cellular component: acrosomal vesicle. Gene Ontology annotation, molecular function: hyalurononglucosaminidase activity.
AUGGAUUUCUUUGGUAAGAUUCCCUACAUCCACUUAGUCACAAAAGAGGAAAAACAUGGAGGAAUUCCUUCGUUGGGAGACCUAUAUGGACACUUGGAAAAGUCUGAGCAUGAUAUUCUCCAUCUCUUUCCAGAAGAUGGGUUGGGCUUGGCUGUGAUUGACUUUGAUGCUUGGAGACCUGUCUGGGAAAGGAAUAGGGUUAACAGAACAAUUUACCGGAAGAAAACAUUUGAUUUCGUUAAGAAGACCAAUCCAGACAUUUCUAAUGACAUUGCCAGGGAUGUAGCCAAAGAAGAAUUUGAAAAGAAAGCAAAGGAGUUCAUGCUGAAGACUUUGCAGUUGGCUCGGAAACUUCGACCAAAAAAUUAUUGGGGUUUUCACAAUUAUCCUGAUUGUUACAAUUAUAAUUAUCUUAACAACCCCUACAGUGGAAGUUGCCCUGAAAGUGAGAAGAACAGAAAUAAUGAGCUUGACUGGUUAUGGAAAGAAACCACUGCCCUUUACCCAACCAUUUAUUUGCAUUCAACUUUAAAGAAUAGUCAAAAGGCUGCACACUUUUCCCGUAAUCGCGUUAACGAAGCCCUUCGGAUUUCUAAAGCACGCAACAGAAAUAAUCCACUUCCGGUAUUUGUAUACGUGCGUACAGUUUAUACGAAUGAUAGGACACAAUUUAUUUCCGAGACUGACCUUGUGCAUACAAUUGGUGAAACUCUGGCUCUUGGGGCCUCAGGAAUUGUCAUCUGGGGAAGCUACAGGAUAGCCCAAAGUGAGGUUGCCUGCAGAAAUCUAAAAAAUUUUGAGAGAGAGACACUGAGUCCUUACUUAAUCAACGUCACUCUAGCAGCUAAAAUGUGUCAACAAGCACUCUGCCAAGAUCGAGGAUUCUGUAUAAGGAAAGACUGGAAUUCAAAUGACUACCUUCACCUGAACCCGAAGAAUUUUGUUAUUAAGUUUGCAUAUUGUGACAAAUUCAUAGUAUAUGGGAAGCCCUCAAUUCAAGACCUACAGCAGUUUUCUGACAAAUUUGAUUGCACCUGUUUUGCCAAUGUCACUUGUAAGAAGAAUGAUGAAGUAGAAAAUGUUGAAAACAUAAGGGUCUGCAUUAAUGAGGAAGUUUGCAUAUAG